CCCCUCUUUUCAGAUAAAAAGGGGUGGAGAAUGUAAAGAGAAAACUGAAAGUAAAAAACUGUAGAAAAAGUUUUUGAGACAAAGAGUUACUGGGAGUUAUCUGUCCAACACAGACACAUUAUCAAGCUGCUACUCCCCAGUCUAGCCAGGAUCAAUCUGCAGUCAUGGAGACAAAGCAGUAUGGUGCCCAAUUUGUGGAUGAUAACAUGGAAAAACUUGUUCAAAGGAUUACCAUGGUGAUGCCAAUAGCAGAUGGCCUAUACCAGAAGAAAAUGAUCCAUGAUGAGGAUUACUAUGAAAUCACUGCGGCCCAAACCAGUAUGUCAAAGAUGAGAAAGCUGUAUGUGGCCCUGAAACCAGGAGGAGUGGUGGCUAAAUCAGCCUUUUACAAAAUUCUACUGGAACAACAAUCUCUUCUAGUCGAAGAACUGGGUGGGGUUGGCCAGAAAUGAAGUCAUAACUUGAGCGGCUUCUACAGUCAUGGUCUGGACUUCUAGGAACCUGCUGGCCCACUGCUCACUUUUUUCCAAAUCUUACUGUUGUCUCCCAACCACGUAUAUGUUUAAAUCUCACACAUUACAUCAGAAAUAGUGGUCCUAUCACACCACUGUUGUCAAACAACAAUUUGUAACAAAAUAAAUAGUGUUUUUUAAAUUAAUCACAUCACGUCUUUUCCUGGUUGCUUAAUUGUUCAGAUUGCAUACGGAAGACAGCGUACUAGGACCCGGUCUGGGAUUUGCCACCAGUCAAGAGAAGUCAUACAAAAACCUUGACAUCUGAAUCUUUAAUGGUUUUACUAUAUUCGAUUUUGAAAAACAGUAUGUUGGAAACACAGGAGGCUGGUGAGGAGAGGACGGCUCAUAAUAAGGGCUGGAAUAGAGUAAAUGGAAAAAAAUCUAAAACCUUGAAACCAUGUGUUUGAUGUGUUUGAUACCAUUCCAUGAAUUCAAUUCCAGCCAUUACUAUGAGCCCGUCCUGCCCAAUUAAGGCGCCACCAGCCACCUGUGGUGGGAAUACUGCCCAUGUCUCACCAUUAUGCUUGUGAAACAUAUUCAUUUGAAACAUUUUAUUGUGAUCCAACAGUACACCUGUGAAAUAUAAGAGUUAGCCAAUGUGAUGAGUGUUCAAGUCCAGGUGGUGGAUAGGAUGAGUUUUUCCUCACAGUGUAAAGGUGCUCUUUAUUCUACAAAAAAUCUAUGUGUAAACACACAUCAUCCCUACAUUAUAUCUGUCUUCUAUCACCUUAGAGACCAGUAUUCACAAGCAGCACAUGGAGAAUAUCCUUUGCUACUUUAAUGUUCUUGUUUUUUAAUAUGUGAUAUCAUCUGCAGGUAUUGUGAUUGCUGCAUAAGUAAUUGCCUCUGAGGACAAAGUUAUCUGCAUCUAAAACUGACCUGUAUUAACUCUGAUCACCACUAGAUGGUUGUCACUGACCAGAUUAUGUAGAAUUACAUUACUAUCCAGAAAAGUAAAUGUGUAUUUGGUAUAGAAUAGAUAUGUUGUAUUUGGUGAAGCCUGUAGACCUGAGACCAGUGGGGUAGUCUGCAAAGCAGGAUCAAUUAUUUCUGAGAUAGACCAACGUGCUCUGAAAUAAACAUGUCAUUACAUGUCUGUAUAUAAAGUCUUAACUGUGCACUUGGAACUCCACCCCCUCUUUUCAGAUAAAAAGGGGUGGAGAAUGUAAAGAGAAAACUGAAAGUAAAAAACUGUAGAAAAAGUUUUUGAGACAAAGAGUUACUGGGAGUUAUCUGUCCAACACAGACACAUUUGAUCUACAAUGGCCACACCCGUUCCACAGCGGCUGCUGGCUACCCUAGAGAAACUAGACAAGGCUACAUUUGAGACCUUCCAGUGGAACCUGAUGGAGGAAACACUCGAAGGCUUCAAUCCCAUGUCAAUCGCCAAUCUAGAGGAUGCUAGCAGGCACAAGACAGUGAGUAAGAUGGUGCAGGCCUAUAAGAAAGAAGGUGCUAUGAAAAUCACCCAGAAGAUCCUGGAGAACAUGGGAAUAAUUGAUUUAGCAGAUAAGUUAAAGACAGAUGUCGAAAAAGAUCAAGCUGCUACUCCCCAGUCUAGCCAGGAUCAAUCUGCAGUCAUGGAGACAAAGCAGUAUGGUGCCCAAUUUGUGGAUGAUAACAUGGAAAAACUUGUUCAAAGGAUUACCAUGGUGAUGCCAAUAGCAGAUGGCCUAUACCAGAAGAAAAUGAUCCAUGAUGAGGAUUACUAUGAAAUCACUGCGGCCCAAACCAGUAUGUCAAAGAUGAGAAAGCUGUAUGUGGCCCUGAAACCAGGAGGAGCGGUGGCUAAAUCAGCCUUUUACAAAAUUCUACUGGAACAACAAUCUCUUCUAGUCGAAGAACUGGGUGGGGUUAGCCAGAAAUGAAGUCAUAACUUGAGCGGCUUCUACAGUCAUGGUCUGGACUUCUAGGAACCUGCUGGCCCACUGCUCACUUUUUUUCCAAAUCUUACUGUUGUCUCUCAACCAUGUAUAUGUUUAAAUCUCACACAUUACCUCAGAAAUAUUGGUCCUAUCACACCACUGUUGUCAAACAAUAAUUUGUAACAAAAUAAAUCAUGUAUUUUCCUGGUU
Salmo salar (Atlantic salmon) is the source of this 2590-nucleotide messenger RNA. NCBI's taxonomy places the organism in Eukaryota, Metazoa, Chordata, Actinopteri, Salmoniformes, Salmonidae. The record is from RefSeq and is a predicted model, not a curated record.